ACAGAUUCAGUGGUGGAGAGCAAAGAUUCUCACUGGGAAAAGGCAGAAAGGGAAAUUGAUUUUCUUUCUCUCUCAUCACGAAAGAGAAGAAAAAGGUAGAAAUAUAGUGUUUAUUUAAGGGGAGCAGGGGGUACUCUCAUCAGCACUGCCUUCUGCACGUGCUCAGCUCUGCACAACUGUGUUCCCAGAUGGAGAGGAUGCAGGGAGAGGGAGAGGUGGACCACCUGGAGCAACCAAGCCCACUGACUGACAAGGAGAGGGUGAUGAUCCAGGACUCCUGGGCAAAAGUCUACCAGAACUGUGAUGACGUUGGAGUGGCCAUACUAGUCAGGCUGUUUGUGAACUUCCCCUCAUCCAAGCAGUACUUCAGUCAGUUCAAGCACAUCGAGGAGCCGGAGGAGCUGGAGCGGAGUGCUCAGCUUAGGAAGCACGCUCACAGAAUCAUGAAUGCCAUCAAUACACUGGUGGAGAGCCUUGACAACUCAGACAAGGUGGCCUCAGUGCUGAAGCUGGUGGGAAAGGCCCACGCACUUCGACACAAGGUGGAGCCUGUGUACUUCAAGAUCCUGGGUGGUGUGAUACUGGAAGUCCUGGGAGAAGAGUUCCCAGAGGUUGUGACACCAGAGGUGGCCGCAGCGUGGACCAAACUCUUGGCUACGGUUUACUGUGGUAUCACAGCCGUCUAUGAGGAAGUGGGCUGGUCUAAGCUCUCAGCCUCAACCGGGUGAAGUUUUUGGUCUGGUUUUACUGGACCAUGCACACUCAGAGACUUUUUUUUUUUGGCCAGAGCCUCAUAAGAGAGAGGAAUCAGCUGACUGGGAAUACAGUUUAAUGUAUAAUGUAAUAUAAUAAUGGGCUAUGGAACAUAUGGAACAUACACUUUAAUGUAAACAGCAACAAGAACAGGUACCCUUUCUGUGGCUAGAAGUGUGUGUGUGUGUGUGUGUGUGUGUGUGUGUGUGUGUGUGUGUGUGUGUGUGUGUGUGUGUGUGUGUGUGUGUGAGAGAGAGAGAGAGAGAGAGAGAGAGAGAGAGAAGAGAGAGAGACAGAGAGAAAGGGAUGAGGGACAGAAGGUAAAAAAAAAAAAAGAAAGCUCUACUCCUUGUUUUUGUACUCUUGUAAAGGACCAAACCUUUUAAAGGAGAAAGCAAAGAGGAAGUACGAACACAGUACGAAUACGAACACAAACCCAACAGUGGACAAAAGGUCACAUUUGACUUGGAUGUGCCUUCUACCAAAUGUGUAUAUCCAGAAACUGCCAUAUAAAUACAAUUCUUUUUAAAUAUUGUAAUCUUUUCCUGAUAUUUCCUUUUAUCAGUCUGUAUCCACUUGUGUCCCCCUUAUGAGCUAUGAAGAAGACCGGGACAUUUUUACAUUUUUAAUAGUUAAAUGUGAUGAUUGUACUUUUUUUUCAUUAUGACUCACCUUUGUAUCUG
Molecule: messenger RNA, 1436 nt
Organism: Toxotes jaculatrix (banded archerfish)
Lineage: Eukaryota; Metazoa; Chordata; Actinopteri; Toxotidae
Product: cytoglobin-1-like
Exons: 3
Coding region: 189-728 (179 amino acids)
Biological process (GO): oxygen transport
Molecular function (GO): oxygen binding; iron ion binding; heme binding
Source: RefSeq, a predicted model, not a curated record